This is a messenger RNA of Arabis nemorensis, 528 nucleotides long. Lineage: Eukaryota; Viridiplantae; Streptophyta; Magnoliopsida; Brassicales; Brassicaceae. The record is from the annotation of a GenBank genome assembly.
AUGGCACCAAGAAAACCAAAGAAAGUAGUUUCGGUGACGAAGAAGAAGAAAGUAGUUGAAGAGACAAUCAAAAUAACCGUAACCGAAGGAGAUCCAACUAUUACAACCGAGACAGAGACACAAGAUCAAGAAACACAAGAUCUCACUUUGUCCAUUCCCGUCGAAGAAAACGUUACUAACGUUGAGAUUCCGGUGAAUAUCGGAGAUGAUCAGUCACCUCAACCGCCUGAAACUCCCGCUCCUGCAAGUGAAGGCACCGUGAAAGAGACCCAUAAGCAAGUGCAUCCAGAGUUAGCUAUAACGUCGAAGGCCAUGUCGGUGCUUAACAUGUUCAUGGGAGAUAUGUUCGAGAGGAUUGCGGAGGAAGCGGCGAGGUUAAACGAUUAUACGAAGCGGAGGACGUUGUCUUCGAGGGAGAUCGAGUCGGCGGUGAGGCUGGUUUUGCCGGGAGAACUUAGCCGUCAUGCCGUGGCUGAAGGAACUAAAGCUAUUAGUAACUAUGUUUCUUAUGAUGCCAAGAAACGUUAG